Molecule: messenger RNA, 342 nt
Organism: Cylicostephanus goldi
Lineage: Eukaryota; Metazoa; Nematoda; Chromadorea; Rhabditida; Strongylidae
Source: the annotation of a GenBank genome assembly
AUGGCUGUCAAUGGCAUUACAGAAUGCUUCGCCAUGGCCAGUAUGAAUAAUGCUCAACUAAUUCUAUUGUUUAGCUGGCGGCACAUCAGCUCCUUUCUUGGAGAUUGCACUCCUUCAUUUACUACUAUUUUGCCCACGUUUUCGACAUGUGUCUUCUUGUUCUUCUCACUCAUGGCAACGCUAAUCACACUUUUGGUAUUCGGAUCCACGCCGGGUCUUUCUCAUACGUUGGCUCAUGUAGGGGUUGGAGGUGUACUUCUAGUACUAGUUAUUUCCCAUAUUGUUAGCACUGACUAUGUGUUCCAAAUGCUCACUCACAAACUGCAAAAAUAUGCGCCAUGA